AUGGCGACUACCACUACCAGCUCAAUGGUGACAAUGAACUCUUAUAUCUCUCCCAGUGGCUCCUCGUAUCUUUCAGCAUCGACCACAAGCUUGACUUCGAUUCUCGAGUUUUAUGUCGUUCUGGUAAAUCAACGACAUCGCAUGCGUAGAGGAGCUAUUAUGGCAAUCAUCGCCAUGGGACUAGUCAUGGCCGCAAUUAUUGGAUUCUGCAUGGUUAGAAUGUUCACAAAGCACAGUCCCAACAAGAACUGGCAGUCAUCUGACGGAGUUGUUGCAAAUCAUGAGCGGAUGGUCAUUGGGGAGAGGUUUCAAGGCAACCAGAACCAACGAAUGGCACUCUGA
This is a messenger RNA of Mollisia scopiformis, 342 nucleotides long. RefSeq lists its product as uncharacterized. Bases 1 to 342 code for a protein of 113 amino acids. The record is from RefSeq and is a predicted model, not a curated record. NCBI's taxonomy places the organism in Eukaryota, Fungi, Ascomycota, Leotiomycetes, Helotiales, Mollisiaceae. The transcript has a single exon.